Penicillium arizonense is the source of this 633-nucleotide messenger RNA. Its product is annotated as mitochondrial 37S ribosomal protein bS21m. Gene Ontology annotation, cellular component: ribosome; mitochondrial small ribosomal subunit. Gene Ontology annotation, molecular function: structural constituent of ribosome. Gene Ontology annotation, biological process: mitochondrial translational initiation; translation. The coding region runs from base 1 to 633 and encodes 210 amino acids. The record is from RefSeq and is a predicted model, not a curated record. The transcript has a single exon. NCBI's taxonomy places the organism in Eukaryota, Fungi, Ascomycota, Eurotiomycetes, Eurotiales, Aspergillaceae.
AUGGACGUCCGCCUCCUGGCUCGCAGCCUCCGCGCCAGGCCGACGCCAUUCCUCCAACAGCGAACCCAAACGCUACCCCGAACCACCCUAGCCACCUCAGUUCGCUUCAACUCCUCCUCCUCCGACGCCCCAACAGACGCCCCAGCACCCCCUCCAGCCGCGUCCUCCACACAACCCACAACCAAAACAGUAACAGCCACACGAGGCAAGAAACCCUCGGACUUCGACGACAUCCUGGACAGACUUGACCUGAAACAAGACUCCCCCCAGCGCGGCCGCCGCAUCUUCACAGACAGCCUCUCCCGCGCCGUGGGCCAGGGCGCCAUCGGCAGGGGGAGACGCGCCGGCGGCCCACCUCCCCAACGCACAAUCGACCUGAAGCUCGGCCCAUCGCUUGGUCGACAGGCAUUUGUCGAGCCUGAGCGUGGCCAGGACCUUGCUACUGCGCUGCGCAAGCUUAACACUACCAUUACGCAGAAUAAGCUUCGUCAGUCGUUCAAUGCGCAACGUUUCCAUACGCGGAAGGGUAUGGUUGCUAAGCAGAAGAAGAUGAUGCGGUGGAGGAGGCUGUUUAAGGUCUCGUUCCAGAGUACUGUGCAGAAGAUUCAGCGGAUGCAGACUCAGGGUUGGUGA